AUGAAGAGCGACUGGUGUAUCGCUCUCAGAAGCAUGCACUCCGCGAUUGCCGCGCCGUUGGAGCUGCCAUUGCCAUUCACUGCUUUACUAAUAUCACACACAAUAUGCCUCGAUUUAAGCCAGCGCCUGAUUGACACUCGCACGACACGAUCCCGGCUGGGGUUCACCGGCUCGAUUGAUCGAAAAGAUAUCCGUUUCGGGCAGGCGUGUUUGACGCCUAAUCAGCCUCAACCAGCGACCGGACUAGCUGCCGAUUCUUCACCACACCACCUGCUGGUACCCGUCCCCUUUUUCCAAUGCCUGAACCCGUGCUAUGAGACUUUGUCAAUCCCGCCGUCGUAUUUACCAGCUAUGACCCGGUGCCCAUUUGUAGUUGGGGCUGCCGAUGGACCCGAGUUGAGAGAGUCGCAACUCUUUGGAGUGGAGGAGGAGCGUUCCGUGCCUUUGCGUGCUCGCCAUGUGGGGAAGGCGACAACUGCCACUGGCUCAACUCUCCUCCCGCCUCACUCAGCCUCAUAUGAGCUCGUGUGGCUGCGCAACCGUGAGCUCAGAUUUUCCUGGAUACCCGAGAAACAAUUUUCCCGAGCCAAAUCGAGCAUAACAGAGUAUCACAACUCGAGAACCCCCCGUUCGCUACCCAGAUUACCCCGCGAAACUCACCUUAGAAGCCAGUCCACCAUGGCGUCCACAACUGAGAUUGAGAACCCCGACCUGCUCGUCACCUCAAACGACCCGGAACACCCCGCGAAUCUCAUCCCUUCGCUUUGCGCAAAGUUCUGGACAUUAGGCUGGGUUACUGGUACCGGUGGUGGCUGCUCCAUUCGAAAUGACGACCUCGUCUACCUCGCCCCCUCAGGCGUCCAAAAAGAACUCAUGAAGCCUCAGGACAUCUACGUCCUCUCUCUCGCCGCCCAAGAAGCAUCCCUCAAAAACCGCGUCUACCUCCGCUCCCCGCCCUCCUACAAGCCUUCCCAGUGCACCCCUCUCUUCCUCGCCGCCUUCACCCGCCGCGGCGCCGGCUGCUGCAUCCACACGCACUCCCACUGGGCCGUCCUCGUCACCCUCAUCCUCGAGGGUCAAGGCCGCGCCGGCGGCAACGACAAGCUGUUCGAGAUCAACAACAUCGAACAGAUCAAGGGCUUCGGAAAGGGGUUCCGGAAGCAAGGCAAUCUCGGGUACCACGACACCCUCCGCAUCCCCGUUAUCGAGAACACGGCCCACGAGGAGGACCUGACAGAGUUCCUCGAGGAGGCCAUGGACAAGUACCCUGACACAUACGCCGUGCUGGUGCGGAGGCACGGCGUCUAUGUUUGGGGCGACAACGUCCACAAGGCCAAGACGCAGUGUGAGAGCUUGGACUAUCUCUUCCAAUUGGCCGUCGAGAUGAAACAGCUGGGUAUCCCCUGGAUCAGCGACAUUCCAGGGUCACUUACGGAUGACUUACGUCUGAAACCAAACCGCCACCCGUCAAAAAGCAAAUCGCAUCGCGCACCGAACCCAGAUAAUCUUGCAAGGAGCAACGCCUCAGAUCCGCUUGUCACUUGGAAUAUGCGUUCAACUCAGUACAUGGACCGCAUGUCACACAAAAACACGAACACCUUCAAGCACGCACGAACUACGAGGAAGACAUUGUGA
Colletotrichum lupini is the source of this 1635-nucleotide messenger RNA. RefSeq names its product methylthioribulose-1-phosphate dehydratase. Gene Ontology annotation, cellular component: cytoplasm. The record is from RefSeq and is a predicted model, not a curated record. NCBI's taxonomy places the organism in Eukaryota, Fungi, Ascomycota, Sordariomycetes, Glomerellales, Glomerellaceae. Gene Ontology annotation, molecular function: methylthioribulose 1-phosphate dehydratase activity; metal ion binding. Bases 1 to 1635 code for a protein of 544 amino acids. The transcript has 11 exons.